Molecule: messenger RNA, 1012 nt
Organism: Sinocyclocheilus anshuiensis
Lineage: Eukaryota; Metazoa; Chordata; Actinopteri; Cypriniformes; Cyprinidae
Product: vacuolar protein sorting-associated protein 4A-like
Exons: 7
Coding region: 192-992 (266 amino acids)
Biological process (GO): vacuole organization; endosomal transport
Molecular function (GO): ATP hydrolysis activity; ATP binding
Source: RefSeq, a predicted model, not a curated record
UCCGGAGGACAGUACAGGAGUGAACACUGGAGGGUAGCGUCUUCCGUUUCUAUGUUCACUUAUCUAUCACAUUAUAUGAACCUUCAUUAAUAUAAUUGUUUUGUUGCUCUCGUUGUUUAACGAACAAUUUGAAUAUACUAUAAAUACCAAUAAUAGGACACCGCAGUGAAACCGCUGGCGCGUGAGAUGAAAUGACAACGUCAACACUGCAGAAAGCGAUUGAGCUGGUCACUAAAGCCACAGAGGAGGACAAGGCCAAGAACUAUGAGGAGGCGCUGAGACUCUACCAGCAUGCUGUGGAGUAUUUCCUGCAUGCCAUCAAAUAUGAAGCACACAGUGACAAGGCGAAGGAAAGCAUCCGUGGGAAGUGUAUGCAGUAUCUGGACAGAGCCGAGAAACUCAAGGACUACUUGAAAAACAAGGACAAACAGGGCAAGAAACCAGUGAAGGAAACACAGAGCAAUGACAAAAGUGACAGUGACAGUGAGGGAGAAAAUCCUGAAAAAAAGAAACUCCAGGAUCAUCUAAUGGGUGCGAUUGUGAUGGAGAAGCCCAAUGUGAGGUGGAGUGAUGUGGCCGGACUGGAGGGGGCAAAAGAAGCCCUGAAAGAAGCUGUCAUUCUACCCAUCAAAUUCCCACACCUGUUCACAGGCAAGCGCACUCCAUGGAGGGGCAUUCUUCUCUUCGGGCCCCCCGGCACAGGAAAGUCCUAUCUGGCCAAAGCUGUGGCCACCGAGGCCAAUAACUCCACCUUCUUCUCCGUGUCUUCCUCGGACCUCAUGUCUAAGUGGCUCGGCGAGAGUGAAAAACUGGUGAAGAAUCUGUUCGAUCUGGCUCGCCAGCACAAGCCCUCCAUCAUCUUCAUAGAUGAGGUGGAUUCUCUCUGUGGAUCCAGAAAUGAGAAUGAGAGCGAAGCCGCUCGGAGGAUCAAGACGGAGUUCCUGGUGCAGAUGCAGGGUGAGAAACACUCUCUGGCAGUUUGUGAGCUGUGAAAAAACGAAUUCUGCUGAAU